GCAAAAUGGAAAGAGCCCCGAUACCUUCACCUGCCCAGCUAGCACUCGCAAUGGCCAUUGUUAAACUGAAGCCAGUGGGCCUGGAUGUCAAAGAACACUUAUUACAGAUAAGGCGCCACAUUAAAAGCACACCUCUGACUGACAGGUUCUUCACCCAUGACAAAUACCUCGACAGUGUCUCCUUCUGGGAACAAGCAUAUGAGCGGUCCGAAGCCGAGCAGAGUAAAUUAUUGGAGCGGAUAUUCGAGUUGGAGCAACGCAAUGAGUCACUUCUCGCGCGGCUACAGGGUACGGGCGUCACUGGUGAAGAAGAGACUCUGAAACGCAAAGGCACUGCGAAGAGGGCGGCUUCUGGGAAUAAUGCCCCGAUGCGAAAGAGAGCAAAGACGCAGCAAACAAAUCCCUCAAUAUUUGCCAGUAAUAUAUCUACUGUACUCGGUGGCGGUGCUAUUGAUCACCCAGAAUGCCCCGAGCAAUUCACCGCACCUUUUAUGAGACAAUUCUAUAUACUUCAGAAGGUCCUACAGAAGCGACCAAACAACUCUAACAUUGUCAGAGCAGCCAUCGAAUUGUGCAGUACCACAGCCGGAAAUGUGCGCAGUGCAGUCGAGCAACCGACCAUGUCUCGACCCUCGACCAAGGUCACACCACAACCCAAGAAGCCGGAUUUACUGGCUAUUCUGAACGGCACAGAGGCCGCUUUCGGGCUUUUAAUUCAAGCCCUGAGAAAACUAUCUGCGACUGGGCGGACCAUGGAAGAUGUCGGACAUGUCACAUAUCACAUCGUCCACUUAUAUGAGGUUAUCAUUGAAGCUCUGGGCGGAUAUUCCAAUUUCAAGUCCGAACAGUCACUCCAUGAGAAUAGAACAGAUGCCCGAACAUCCCGGCAGAGACAGAAGGCCAAACCCAAGCGUUCCAAAACAGAUAUGCAGAAGAACACAGACGACGAAUCAGCCACUCAUAUGAGCUUGUUGCUAAGUAAGAUGGCGUUCUCGCUUGACACUACCUGCUUAAGCGAGCGGAAUGUCCUGGAGGGAUUUCUGCUUGUUCUGCUUAACCGUAUAGGGAAAUUACUAUGCUUGUUUGUCUUCCAGGAUCUGCGUGUACGGCCUGACCUACGGAUGGAUGCUGCCAAGUUCCCACUUCCGGAAGGACUGAAGGAAACAGAAUUGAACGAGAGCUCAUUGCCUGCGGCGGCAAUGGAGGCCAAGUUCCUCAUUUGGCCUUUAGAACGGAUCUUGAAGGUGUUGGAUGAUGUUCCAUCCAUAUCCUCCUCGGAUCCUAGUCAAAGUCAAAGCACACAAUUUACGACAAAGGUAAAGGAAAAGCUGCAAAGUACCCUCCUUCACUCCGUCUUCGGCAGAGACUCGCUAUGGCCAGAGGUUCUACAACUUCCUGUUCAGCCUGAUGGCCGGGAUCUGGAGAAACUUCGCUCCUGCUCACAGAUCCCUGAGCAAUCGGUACCCGACUGGUUUGUACAAGAGGUUUGGAGGCUGAUAGGCUGGGAGAUGCUGGCUAAGGACAACCCUUUGGAGAUGUAGGGCUCAAAACAAGGGCUCUGGUUUAGUGGUUUCGGUUUCACGCGGUCAAUCUGUGCCUGCUUGUGCGAUGACCGGAUGAACCUGCCUGUAUGACUUACUGAUCUUG
Messenger RNA from Aspergillus ibericus CBS 121593, 1647 nucleotides. RefSeq lists its product as uncharacterized. The transcript has 3 exons. The record is from RefSeq and is a predicted model, not a curated record. NCBI's taxonomy places the organism in Eukaryota, Fungi, Ascomycota, Eurotiomycetes, Eurotiales, Aspergillaceae. Bases 6 to 1541 code for a protein of 511 amino acids.